CCCUGGGGCAGUCGCGCAUCGUCCCCGAACCCACUGGAGGCAGAACUUUCGGGGACAACUUUUACCCAGUUUGCUCCCCCUUUUUGCCAAACCCUAAAAUGAAAGGACAAAAGUUGGCGCUGACUCUUGGAGCUCGGAUGGCGACUUGUGCGUUUUCAGCGGCAUCUCCCGGAGAAAAACCCAUGCGCGCCUGAUUGUUCUGUGGCCCCCAAGCUGCAGUGCGUGUGGGUGUGUGUGUGUUUGGGUGUGUGUCUGUGUGUGUACACAGACGUCCACACACUCACUCGCGGCCGCAGGAUCAGCGCCUGGAAGCAGACGUUUCGGCCACAGACUUGGAGAGGAGGAGCUGGAGAUCAGGAGGCGUGAGCCGCCAGGAGUCUGCAGAAUCCGUGGUGUGAAUGAACUGGGGGCACCUGGGCGCACGGAUCGCCUCCCCCACCCCCCGCCCCGGGCCAGAGUUGAGUUGUGGGGCAUUUUUUUCACCCUCUUGUGAAGAAUUUUUUUUUUUAUUUGUUGUAAAGUCUUUUGCACAAUCACGCCCACAUUUGGGGUUGGAAAGCCCUAAUUACCGCCGUCGCUGAUGGACGUUGGAGAGGGAGCGCCUCGCCGCGGAACAGUCGCCUGCGCGCCCUCGCCGGACCCGCGGCUCCCUUGUUGCGCGCUGGCCGGGCCCUGUUCCUGCUGCCGGCAGGCGGACUUCGGCGCCCCUCGGUUCACGGACGCAUCCCAGCGCUGCUCCGGCUCAGGCACCCAGACUCCGACGCCAGUGACUGCUUGGGCUCCAAUUCCCUGAGCCUGCCCGACGCGUCCUGGAGGAGCACGCAGCUCUGCGCCGGAUCGUCCCUCCAGGCUUAACCCGGCCGCUCCGCUCAGAUUCUUCGGCUGCCCUCGCUCUUGCGGUGACUUCCUCCCCGCGCCCCCUCCCCCUCGCAAUGAAGAAGUCGAUUGGAAUAUUAAGCCCAGGAGUUGCUUUGGGGACGGCUGGAAGGGCAAUGUCUUCCAAGUUCUUCCUAAUGGCUUUGGCCAUAUUUAUCUCCUUCGCCCAGGUCGUAAUAGAAGGCAAUUCUUGGUGGUCGCUAGGUAUGAAUAACCCUGUUCAGAUGUCAGAAGUAUAUAUCAUAGGAGCACAGCCUCUGUGCAGCCAACUGGCAGGACUUUCUCAAGGACAGAAGAAACUAUGCCACUUGUAUCAGGACCACAUGCAGUACAUCGGAGAGGGCGCGAAGACAGGCAUCAAAGAAUGCCAGUAUCAGUUCCGACACCGGAGGUGGAACUGCAGCACCGUGGAUAACACCUCAGUCUUCGGCAGGGUCAUGCAGAUAGGCAGCCGCGAGACGGCCUUCACGUACGCGGUGAGCGCCGCGGGGGUGGUCAACGCCAUGAGCCGCGCCUGCCGCGAGGGCGAGCUGUCCACCUGUGGCUGCAGCCGCGCCGCGCGCCCCAAGGACCUGCCACGGGACUGGCUGUGGGGCGGCUGCGGCGACAACAUCGACUACGGCUACCGCUUCGCCAAGGAGUUCGUGGACGCGCGCGAGCGGGAGCGCAUCCACGCCAAGGGCUCCUAUGAGAGCGCGCGCAUCCUCAUGAACCUGCACAACAACGAGGCCGGCCGCAGGACGGUGUACAACCUGGCGGACGUGGCCUGCAAGUGCCACGGGGUGUCAGGCUCGUGCAGCCUCAAGACGUGCUGGCUGCAGUUGGCCGAUUUCCGCAAGGUGGGCGACGCCCUGAAGGAGAAGUACGACAGCGCAGCGGCCAUGAGGCUCAACAGCCGGGGCAAGCUGGUGCAGGUCAACAGCCGCUUCAACUCGCCCACCACGCAGGACCUGGUCUACAUCGACCCCAGCCCCGACUACUGCGUGCGCAACGAGAGCACCGGCUCGCUGGGCACACAGGGCCGCCUGUGCAACAAGACAUCCGAGGGCAUGGACGGCUGCGAGCUCAUGUGCUGCGGCCGCGGCUACGACCAGUUUAAGACGGUGCAGACCGAGCGCUGCCACUGCAAGUUCCACUGGUGCUGCUACGUCAAGUGCAAGAAGUGCACGGAGAUCGUGGACCAGUUUGUGUGCAAGUAGUGGGCAUCCCGCCUGCCCGCCUGUCACCCAGCCCCACUCCCAGGACCCACUUAUUUAUAGAAAGUACAGUGAUUCUGUUGUUGUUGUUGUCUUUAAUACUGUUUUAUUUUUUGUCCCCAAGAAUUGCAACCGGAACCAUUUUUUUUUCUGUUCCCAUCUGAGAACUCUGUGGUUUAUUAUUAAUAUUAUAACUAUUAUUUGGCAAAAAGGGGGGGGUGGGAACCAAGAAAAUAUUUAUUUUGUGGAUCAUUGAAAAGGUAAGACAAGACUUCUUUUGCUGGUAUAUAGGAUGAGGGGGGAAUAACGCACACCUUAAGUUAGAUGUGUGCACAUCUGGAAGGUCAAGGAAACACUGUUUUCUUUGUCUCAACUAUGGGGUCAUAUGGGACAGGUAGCAUCCAGCUGCAAGAGGGUGGUCCAGAUCUAUGCAUGAUUUAGCUCCUGUGACUAAAAGGAAUUCAGUGCUCUGGUGAAAGUUGAAAGGUCUUGAGAAAAAAACAAAACAAUGAGACACCACCACCCCCCCCGCCCCUUUCCCAGGGGCUGCCAGCCUGAAACAUUUCCAAAAUGGUAUUUAAAGUCUAAGAGCAAAAAUCUCAUAUCCCUUAAAGAAAAAAGGUUUAUCACGUGUUGCACUGUUCUCAAACAUUCCAUCUACAGAUGGUCCAUUCUACUAGCUACUGAAACUUGGGGAGCAGGGAGGGAAGCCCCAGAAAUUAAAAAAAAGAGAAAACUUAAAAACUCCUUAUAUUAAGUCAUUGAUUUGAUGCUGUUGUGGGAAUUAGGUUAUCCACUUGGGAAAGGAUCCCCGAGUGAUUCUGGGUACUAGACUUUUUGUUUGGAGAAGGGCAAGGGAGGUUGGCUUGACUGUAAAGGAAAAUAUACUGUAAUUUUCUUAGGGAUACUUGGUUAAUAAAUGAUAACAAUGAAAAUAAUAAAUAAAUGCCAUUCACAGAUCCUCAGCCCGAGCUACAAGGUAAUUGCGUGCAGGUCAGCACUGCACCAGAGCAGAAAACUUACUUGAGGGGAAAAAGUGACAUCUGCCCUCCCUACUUGACCCUGAGCCCUCUCCGAUUCCUCCAUGCCUUGCUGCGCUGUGAUGCCGGCCACGUUUCCAAACGGCAGCUCCACUGGGUGCCCUCUGAUAGUAGGACAGGAAAUGAAACAUUAGGAGCUCUGCUUUGGAAACGGUUUGCUACUUAGGGAUUUUGUUUUUCCCCUAUAACUUUUAUUUUGAGGAGCAGUAGUUUUCUAUGUUUUAAUGACAUUACUUGGCAAGUGGACUUCACAGAGGUGUGGCAGCGUUUCCCUGUUAUGAUCCUGUGUUCAGACUCUCCACUCACGCUUUCCUGUUACCCUGCAGGUGUACCCCAGAACUGUUCCUAGUGGACUUGAACAGUUGCAUUUAUAAGGGGGGAAGUGUGGUUUAAUGGUGCCUGAUAUCUCAGUCUCUUGUACAUAACAUACAUAUAUAUAUAUAUACAUAUAUAUAUAUAAAUAUAAUUAUAUCUCAGUGCAGCCAGUGGUUUAGAUUUACACUUUACUCGGGUUAUUUUUCGGUCUAGAGCCUUGUUGUCCUCCAUUGCAAUCCAACUGGGAUUUUUCCAGAUGGUUUCUGAGUUGAGCUGGGGCUGUGGCCUUGAUGCCGUCACACCCUGAGCAUCACGAAGCAGCCUUGUUUCUGAGGAAUCCAGAAGAUCUUACUCACGUGCAUUGUUGGUUUGAAGAUUUCUUUUAUCUUCCCUGCCCCAUCCUCCUUUUCUGUACCCUUUCUGGAGAGGGCAUUACGUAUUCAUCACAGACGUGGGAAUGAAGAGAUAUUCAACACUCGGAAGCAUUGUCAGCAUUUCUCUUUCCUUCAUGCAUUUUGCAGAGUGGAAACUGGUGCCCAUUAGACCUGAUAGUACCUAUUUGAGUCCCUAAGGAAAAUCCAGCUCACAACACAUAUAGCUAGUUUAAACAUUUUUUUAAACCAGGACACCUCUUUCCAAAGAGUGCCGUCAAGUGUGUUCUUAUCUCAGACUUCUGUUGUUUUAAAAGUUUGGAAAGAUACACAUCUCCUGCAGCCCUCGUGGGAAUGGGUGGCCCUCAGAUCACCUCCGCCACCUGUGGCUCUUAUUGCACAAGGAUAUUCACUCCCCUGCAGUUGCAGUGAAUUGCAAGCAAAAGAUCUUGAAAGUAAGAAGCACUAAUUAGUUUAAAAUGUCACUUUUUUGGUUUUUAUUAUACAAAAACCAUGAAGUAAUUUCUUUUUAUUUGCUAAGCCAGAUUUUGUUCCUUUUUAGUGAUUCAUGUUUAUGAAGAGAGUUGAGUUUAACAAUCCUAGUUUUUAAAAGAAACUAUUUAAUGUAAAAUAUUCUACUUGUCAUUCAGAUAUUAUGUAUAUCUUCUAUGGCCUUUAUACUUUUACUGUACAUAUUUCUGUCUCGCGUGAUUUGUAUAUUUCACUGGUUCAAAAAACAAACAUCGAAAGGCUUAUGCCAAAUGGAAGAUAGAAUAUAAAAUAAAACGUUACUUGGAUAUUGGUAAGUGGUUUCAAUUGUCCUUCAGAUACUUCAUGUGGAGAGUUUUUGAGAAAACAUGAGGGAUAGUUUAGGAGUGACUACAUGUCAGAAUAAUAGAAGAGUGGAGAAUUUUACCAAAACCAAACUAUUUGGGAGCUUCAAAAGAUUUCUAUAUGUAACGGAACAAAAGGGGAAUUCUCUUUUCCUAUAUAUGUUCCUCAAAAAGAGAAAUCAAGCAGAUGGCUUAAAGCUGGUUAUAGGAUUGCUCACAUUCUUUGAGCAUUAUGCAUCUAACUUAAUUGUUUUAGAGCGUGUUGGUGUUGUAACAUCUCAGAGAAGAACUGAAAAGGCACAUGCUUUUAUCCAUGACCAGAAUUUUAGUCCAAAAAAAAGUGUAUUUGUGUUCACCACUGCAGCUAGCGCGCUGCUCUGUUUGAAGUUACUGUGUGGAUGGAGUGUCUCUUUGCCCCUUGGAAAGCAGUUUUAUGAAAAGCAAGCCUCAAUCUGCAGAGAAUGAAGGAAACUGAAGGUUCGUUGUGUUAAGUGCAAUUAAUACAAGCCCUCGUGCUUCUCGAAAACGCGCAGUGAAGCCUGGCCCGCGACGCACAGAUUGAUACGUUAGCCCUUUGCUUUUUUUCUUUCCGGAUAACCUUGUAACAUAUUGAAACCUUUUAAGGAUGCCAAGAAUGCAUUAUUCCACAAAAAAACAGUAGACCAACAUAUAGAGUGUUUAAAAUAGCAUUUCUGGGCAAAUUCAAACGCUUGUGGUUCUAGGACUCACAUCUGUUUCAGUUUUUCCUCAGUUGUAUAUUGACCAGUGUUCUUUAUUGCAAAAACAUAUACUCGAUUUAGGAGCGUCAGCAUGUUUUUUUUUCUUCUCAUCCU
Eubalaena glacialis (North Atlantic right whale) is the source of this 5464-nucleotide messenger RNA. It is a transcript of the gene WNT5A, whose product is annotated as Wnt family member 5A. The transcript has 5 exons. Gene Ontology annotation, molecular function: frizzled binding; cytokine activity. NCBI's taxonomy places the organism in Eukaryota, Metazoa, Chordata, Mammalia, Artiodactyla, Balaenidae. Gene Ontology annotation, cellular component: extracellular region. The coding region runs from base 933 to 2075 and encodes 380 amino acids. The record is from RefSeq and is a predicted model, not a curated record. Gene Ontology annotation, biological process: canonical Wnt signaling pathway; multicellular organism development; cell fate commitment.